AUGGAGCGAGAUCAAGUAAUAAGAGAACCAAACUUAAUUUAUUACGAACAAGAUCAACUGGUAGCUGAAACAUUUUUCGAAACCUUUGAGACAGAAGAAAAUGGAAAAUCUGACGACGGUGAUUCUACAGCAGAUUCUCAAGCUUAUUCGGAAGAAUUAAGCUCAUGUGCUUUAAAUACUUUUAGAAGCUCGAUCCUGCAUUACAGUUUCUCAAAACCUUUGAUACCGACAUUAUUGGAUUCCACAGAAGACAUCACCACUUCUCAUUGUCCCAUUUGCUUGCAAAUCUAUCAAGAGCAAUGUUAUUUGCAGCCUUGUUAUCACACUUUUUGCAUCUCUUGCAUUCGUCAAUGGCUUUCAAUUACACCCAACUGUCCGCUGUGUAAAUGCAAGGUUGAAUUUUUAAUUACUAACGUGGAUGAUUCAAAAGGAACUUUUAAUAAGCUUUAUCUAGAUGAUACGAUGAAUGAUGACAUUAAGAGUAAAAUGAAAAGACAAAAAUGGAUUUUGGAGAUAUCAAAUAUAACCGAAAAAGAUAAAGGAAUUUCAACAAAUUAUUUUAUGGGAACGAAGGCGAUAAAAAAUAGACUGACAAUUUAUUCGGAAAACCUUUUCCCAACCAAUUUAUACUCUCCGACACUUAUGACGUGGUAG
Messenger RNA from Funneliformis geosporum, 654 nucleotides. NCBI's taxonomy places the organism in Eukaryota, Fungi, Glomeromycota, Glomeromycetes, Glomerales, Glomeraceae. The record is from the annotation of a GenBank genome assembly.